AUGUUCACAAGCCGGAAAGGAGACAGGGCAACGAAGAAGUACGGCCCCUUGUGCAACACAGAGCAGGAAGCGCUUUGUGGCAGCCUUGCCUUCAGGUGGAGCACGAAGUUCAGCGAGGGGGCAGUGUGUGUUGACCAGAAGCUGACGGUGGGCCAGACUCAGACUAGCACUUUCGCGGUAGGUGCGCCUCCUCCGUUUUUCGAAUGGGAUGCUCCGCGCAAAGACAAGAAGAACGCGAAGGGGAAGGUCAAGGAAGGGUACGAGGGGAAAGCGAAAGGGGUCAGGCAGUACCUGUGGGAGCGUGGGUGGUGGAAGGACGGCAUGUCAACAGGGGCGGGAGUCAGUGACGAUAUGCACGUGGAAAAGGUUCUGCAAGCCUUGCCUGACUUUAAGAAUGAGAGGACAGCCCUGCAGCACCUGGUAGAGAGUAGGGGACACAUUCUUUUGUCGUCUCCGAAGUGUCACCCGGAGGUAGCGGGGGUAGGGAUCGAGUACUCGUGGGGGUUUUCCAAGCAGAAGUUUCGGCGGAAGAUCAAUGAUGAGGUCCCGAAGCACUUGCACGACAACAUCGAAAAGUCGCUGUGCAUAGACAAGUACUUGACAAUCGGUCGGGUGCGGCGCUUUGCCCGGCGAACACGAGACUACUGCCGGGCUUACCGCGAGAUUGCGCUUCGCGGGGUAGUCAUCAGGAACAAGGAGUUCAUCGAGAAGAUGCGCAAGAUCCAAAAGGCCCACCGCAACAUUUUGGACAUGGAAACUAGUUUUCUUGGCGACCAGUAACAACGUCGGCCGGCCGAUGGCGAGGGGGGGGGGUCUCGAGUUGUGUGUGCAUGUUUUGUUUUAUGCUGUGAGAGAAGCGGGUGAUGUGUGAGCUGUGUAUUGUCGUUGUAGAUUGUAGUCGGUGGCAUGUACUUGUACAUCGGAUUUUUUUUCUGCGAGAUAAACGGGUGUGGUGGGGGUGUGUGUUAAAUGAGUCGGUUUCAAGCUGUAGUUUGCAUCAUUUUUUUCUGUAAGAUUAACCGGUGCGAGAAGUUGUGUGUGUGUGUUGAUGAGUCUGUCAGUUUGAAUGUUGUUUUUAGAUAAGCGGGUGUUUUUUAACCGCUGUCAAUCAACGAACGAAGUGUUUUUUUUUAUGUACAAAGAAACGUCAACUUUUGUGCGAUUUGUGCAAAACAUUUGUCAUGCGUUUUUGGAGCGCUUACCUUCAGAUUACAACCUCUUGCAUGUAUGUGUGUCACGUCAUUACGAUCGAUAAGCACCCACACCUACCUGUCCAACCAAAGGGGUACAGUCAGCAUCUGUGCGCCUCUUGCCAUCAGGCCGCUUUCGCGUCCCUUUUCUCGGGCUGUAAGGCCUUCAUUUUCCUACACAAUUUCCGCAUCUGCACCCAGGUAUCGAGGUCAUGACGCAAUUUGCUAUUUCCGAGCGGGUUUUUACGAAUUGGAACCUGAAAAUGUGAUAUGUGAUUAGGAGUGGUCUUACAAAUGCCCCCGAGUGAGAUGCCGUUUUUUUUUUUUUAAGCCACAAAAACCUUUAUGCUAGGAUUCUC
Molecule: messenger RNA, 1549 nt
Organism: Ectocarpus sp. CCAP 1310/34
Lineage: Eukaryota; Phaeophyceae; Ectocarpales; Ectocarpaceae
Source: the annotation of a GenBank genome assembly